This is a messenger RNA of Lepisosteus oculatus (spotted gar), 1413 nucleotides long. RefSeq names its product HCLS1 associated protein X-1 (gene hax1). Lineage: Eukaryota; Metazoa; Chordata; Actinopteri; Semionotiformes; Lepisosteidae. Gene Ontology annotation, cellular component: apical plasma membrane; mitochondrion; sarcoplasmic reticulum. Gene Ontology annotation, biological process: regulation of actin filament polymerization; negative regulation of apoptotic process. The record is from RefSeq and is a predicted model, not a curated record.
UACGGCCAAGUUCAGUUACGGCAGUGUGGCACGUUCGUUUUCCUUCUCCGCGUCCUUGUAAGAAGAAGCGAGCAAGAGCUUUAUGCCAAAAUAAAGUAUUAAGCCACAAAGACGAUUUUUUAUUUAAAAGGAAAUCUGUCAGAUGAGCUUGUUUGACUUGUUUCGCGGUUUUUUCGGGUUCCCGAGAGGCAGUUACCCCGGAGAUAGACGGAGGGACCCGUUCUUCGAGGGCAUGACGCGAGAUGAUGACGAUGACGACGACGACGACGAGGGAGAAGACGAGGAGGCGCUGCGGUUCGGGUUCAGCUUCGGCCCCGGCGGGAUGCACUUCGAGGAGCCGGCGGCGUUCCGGGAGCUGUUCCGCGAGGUGGAGGAGCUGCUGGCCGGCGUGGGCCGCUGGGACGGCCUGCCCAGCUCCACCCCCUUCGCGAUCCCCAGUAUUGAGGCGCCGGGGCGGCAGGAGCGCGGCAGGUCUCCGAGGGACUUCAUGCUGAGACACCCCGACAGCACCCCGUCCUCUGACCAGGGGGACAGGGAGCCCCCCUCAGGGCCCUUCUCCAAGUUCGAUGACGUCUGGCGGGGGGGCCUGUGGAGGGCGGAAGAGGGGGAGCCCCUGAAGCAGGACGGAGAUCUGGACUCCCAGGUUUCCUCGGAGGGGCUGGAGAAGAUCCUGACUCCCGCGCAGCCCAGGGCUAAGUCCAAGUCCUUCUUCAAGUCCGUCACUGUCACCAAAGUGGUGUCCCCCGACGGGACCGUGGAGGAGAGGCGCACAGUGAGGGACAGCCAGGGCAAUGAGGAGACUACAGUGACCCGCUCCGGCCCGGCAGACAGGAGCCCCCAGAUCCAGCAGGGACCCCCAGAGCCCGGCGUGUCCCCGGGCUCCUCAGGAAUGCAGGAUGAUGCCUCCAUCUUCUCCCGGUUCUUCGGGGGAUUCCGGGAUCGGUAGGAGGCCGCCACCAUCCGGAAGAGGGCAGGAGGAGGCAGGAGCUCGGGUCGGUUCGAGCUUUUCCGCUGGAAACGUGCUCUGGACUCUUCACAGUUUUCCCUUUCCCCAGCGUGUGUGACGACAUGGGGAGCUGGGAUUGGACUUGGGAAUUAAUUAAAAAUAAGGCAACUGGAAACUGAAAAUACUCCUGGCUCGGCCCUUCUAGCCUCUGACGGCAUCGACCAGUUGUGAUUUUAUUUUGACAUGCGUGCCAAUUAACACACCUGCAGUGGGGUGAUCACUCUCUUCCUCUCUCAUUCGGACACACCUGGGGGUUUGAAAGAAGAAGAAACAGAUUGAUUCCUUCUUUUCGGGAUAGCUUGUACAGAAAUCGCAGAAUAGCAGUAACUUCUUUUGUUGAAGUGAUUUUGUGCAUCAGGGAUGAUGUCUGGAAAGUCCAUUAAAAGUGGCUUCUAGUGCAAGAGAAA